GCUGGACAAGUACACGAUGAUCUCUCUUUGGAUGAUUAAGACAUCUACCUCAAACUUGUCGUGGAAGGGGAUGGAUUGAAUUAUAUAAAAAUAAAUAUACAUAUUCCAUCUAAUGCUCUUCCUUAUGGUUAUUUCAAAUUCAAUCUUCUAGUUGUAGUACUAAAAUAGACUUCUUGUUCUACUUUAUAAUUCUCCCCGUGCCUGCUCUAACAUGAAGAAGGAAAUCAUCAUCAUGUAUUGCUCUAAUAUCAAGAGCAGGGAGGUCAUCACUUAUUGCAUGACAUGCUUGACAUACCGGACGAAGAGAUGAACCUGGGGGAAGCAGGAGCAGCGGCGGCCAUGAUGUAUCACCAAACUGUAAUUAUGUUCUUGGUGGUUAUACGGCAGGAGACUUAGUAAGUUUUGGUAUCGACGUUCAAUAGGGGGGAGAAAUUUAUUAAGUUAUAGAAAGCAUCGUUCGGUCUUUAUAGGGAGGUGCUGGAACGGAGACUUAGAUUCUGUGUGUCUGAGUCCCCUGUCCACCCUUUUUUGGUGUUUCUUCUGUUUGUUUCUUCUAACACCACUGGGGAGGUGGACCCGGAACUCCAGCAGCCUCACGAACUGCAGCAUCCUUUGCCUUUUCUAGCGCUCACGCCAGAGCAAGAGGAGCUUGCGGCGCAUUUAGCGGCUGUACAAGAAAUGCAGGAAGCAGGAAACAGUGCACUGUUUGACCAGUGCAACGAUAUCUUGUUGCACCAGAUGUUUUUGAAUAUGAUGGACCCACAGACUGGACACUUGCUUUCGACGAC
Molecule: messenger RNA, 788 nt
Organism: Amoebophrya sp. A25
Lineage: Eukaryota; Dinophyceae; Syndiniales; Amoebophryaceae
Source: the annotation of a GenBank genome assembly